Molecule: messenger RNA, 1401 nt
Organism: Penicillium diatomitis
Lineage: Eukaryota; Fungi; Ascomycota; Eurotiomycetes; Eurotiales; Aspergillaceae
Exons: 1
Coding region: 1-1401 (466 amino acids)
Source: RefSeq, a predicted model, not a curated record
AUGUCCUCUGAAUAUAGCCUCACCAUGGAACCCACCACUUCCCCCAGAGCCUCGCGCAUCCGCCGGGCUUUCCCAACAUUUCACCUCGGUCGUGAAUGCACUGCAACCCGCACCCCUUCUGGUGUCACCGACCGAUCCUCAAGUCACCCGCGAUCCGUCACAACGCCCGGUUUGUCCCACGUCAGCUCACCUGUCGCAACUGAGCCGACCUGUCACAGCCCCACCUCCGACUCAGGGCCGGACGCCUCUCGCCAUUACGGAUUUCUUGACAAGCCAGGCUUGGACUAUUCCGACCCGUCCCUGAUUAGCCGCCAGUGGAUCGAGGAGGAUCUGCUCGACGACCUGAAGUAUGCCUGCGCAGUGCUCCUGGGAAGCAUUGAGCGCGGCAUACCCAUCUGGCCAGCCGUCUCAAUAAAUGCCUCCAGCGUACAGGACGCAUAUGAGGAGCCAGAGGUAUGCAUGGCGCCAAAUGCAUACAGGGAGCAAACGGCCACCAGAAGGGCUCACUUCAGCCGAGCCUCACAGGUCUCUCUCCCGGAUGUCAGGACUCAUCCAGUCUAUCCUCACACUUCAGGUGGUCCCCGACGAACCAAGAUGUACGACUCGGGCGUCGCAUUCCAAGACAGUGCGACCAUGGCGUCUUCACCUCGCUUCUACGGCCAACAUACUUUUUGGGAAGAGGACCAGCGGGGUCGCUCGCGCAUGCGCGGCCUCCGGUCACAAGCGCCAGUGACUACGAAUGUGCCAGCGACUCGUAGCCCUCGAUUCUAUUCCCGCUCUCACGAUUGGGCAGACUCCCGCUCGCGGUCUACCAGCCCUGAGAUGUACAUGUACAGUCCUCCCCAGGUCGACACUCUCUGGCCCGAUGUCAAAGGAGACGAAUCCUUUGAGGAAUCCAUCUCCGAGAGCUUUGCGGAGAAGCAGAUCGAGGUAGGCGCUUUCGGGGUCGAUGGUGCCUCUUGGUUGCAUCAAGGAGGCCUUUACUAUUCCCAGCGACGUUCUGAUGGUGCCGAGAAGGCUUUCGUUGGCACAGUUGAGGCCCAUUCACCGCUCGUCUCCCCUUCUGCGCCUUGCCGAUUCUACAGCAUGCAGUCGCCUGCUGGACCGGAAGCACCCAACAAGGGACUCGGACAGCACUGGAGCAUUUCGGACAGUCGAACACCGAGUGUGAGCGAUGUCGAAAGCGGGUCGGAUCGCUACGAAGCGCUACGCGACGAUCAUUUCUCGCAAGUUGAUCGUGUAACCUCACCAGCAGCCGUCGCCACCGAGGCAUCGACCGCCUUGAAUGAGCAACGAAGAAGGUGGCGCAAAGCCUCGACACUGUUGAGAAAGCUGACUGGGUUUGGACGCAAGAAGCAUGUUGAAGCUUUGGAAACUCAACGCGUAGCCGUUGCCGUAUGA